UCCGGUUCUUUCGGAGGAUGCAUCUAUAAGAAUUCACCUAUCCCAAUAACAAAAAAACCUGACUUGACUGAUCCUGUAUUAAGAGCUAAAUUGGCCAAAGGGAUGGGUCAUAAUUAUUAUGGCGAACCCGCAUGGCCUAACGAUCUUUUAUAUAUUUUUCCAGUAGUGAUUAUGGGGACUAUUGCCUGUAACGUGGGCUUAGCGGUUCUCGAACCAUCAAUGAUUGGGGAACCCGCGGAUCCGUUUGCAACUCCUUUGGAAAUAUUACCCGAAUGGUAUUUUUUUCCCGUAUUUCAAAUACUUCGUACCGUAUCCAAUAAAUUAUUGGGCGUUCUUUUAAUGGUUUCAGUACCCGCGGGAUUAUUAACAGUACCCUUUUUGGAGAAUGUUAAUAAGUUCCAAAACCCAUUUCGGCGUCCAGUAGCAACAACUGUCUUUUUGAUUGGUAGCGUCGUGGCUCUUUGGUUGGGUAUUGGAGCAACAUUACCUAUUGAAAAAUCCCUAACGUUAGGUCUUUUUUAAAUUGAUUCUAUUGUGAAAUAAAAUAUCAUGACAGGUGUAUUGUGUAUCUAGGGAAAAUUCACUUU
Lathyrus oleraceus (garden pea) is the source of this 587-nucleotide messenger RNA. RefSeq names its product cytochrome b6-f complex subunit 4. Gene Ontology annotation, molecular function: oxidoreductase activity. The annotation marks the transcript as partial. The transcript has a single exon. The record is from RefSeq and is a predicted model, not a curated record. Gene Ontology annotation, cellular component: thylakoid membrane. NCBI's taxonomy places the organism in Eukaryota, Viridiplantae, Streptophyta, Magnoliopsida, Fabales, Fabaceae. Gene Ontology annotation, biological process: photosynthetic electron transport chain.